UCAUUAAAGUUGAUUACUCAAAUUAAUUGAGGAAACAUAUAACGAAUAUACAUACAUAAUAUAGUUAAUUUUAAAUUAUAUGAAAUUCAUAGAUAAAUGUAAAUUAAAUUAAAAAAAUGGAAAAAACAAAUAUGGAUAGUUAUUAUCAAAGAUUAACAGGAUUUCCAAAUGUAUCACAUGGAACUGGUAACAUCAACAAUGAUUUUGAACCAUUAUUAAAUUUCAAUACAAAUAUUAGUUCAACAAAUGUAUUUAAAGAUUUUGUUGGCGAUGGAGGCGGUGGUAUUCGUGAAGGUGGAGUGAGUGGUGGUCCAAAUGCUAAUGGUUUCUUAGGCAACAGUGGUUUUUAUACUGUAGGAGAUAGGACAACACAAUUUUUGAGUAGCAUUACUACAGUAACACCAUCACCGAAUGAAGAUGAAUUAUUUCAAGAAUACUCAGAAGGAUUAUUAACUUUUGCAUCUGUAUGUUGCAUUAUAUUUAUAUUAAUCGGUGUUCCAGGAAAUUUAAUUACAAUAAUCGCUUUAGCUAGAUGUAAAAAGGUUCGAAACGCAACGGCGGCAUUCAUAAUAAAUCUUUCCUUAUCAGAUUUAUUAUUUUGCUGUUUUAAUCUUCCAUUAGCAUCAUCAACGUUUUGGAGACAUGCAUGGAUUCAUGGUGAAACAUUAUGUCGUUUAUUUCCAUUAAUGCGUUACGGUUUGUUGGCAGUCUCUGAUUUUACUGUACUUGCUAUUACAAUAAAUCGUUAUGUUAUGAUAGGACAUCCAAGAAUAUAUCAAAGAAUAUAUCGACGUUGGCAACUGGGUGUUAUGGUAAUAUCAAUAUGGGUGUGUGCAUUUCUUUCAUUGAUACCAACCUGGCGUGGUGCGUGGGGUCGUUUCGGAUUAGAUAAAGAAAUUGGUUCAUGUACUAUAUUACCGGACAAAAAUGGUGUUACACCAAAAGAAUUCUUCUUUGUUAUGGCAUUCAUUGUGCCAUGCAUAUUUAUAAUAGUUUGUUAUGCCAGAAUAUUUUAUAUUGUUCGAAAAACAGCAAUGAAAAGUCAUGAUCCCGUUUUAACAUCAAAUUCUGUGAAGAUAUUAUGUAAAUCACAGCAAUCAUUAAAUAAAGAUGCCGACCGACACUUAUUAGAAAAAGUUGGUAAAGGAUCAAAAGAAGAAACGUCAUCAUCAUCUGCUACAUCAAACAGUGGAGCUAGUGGCAGUGGCACUAGUACCGGUAGUGGUUAUGCACCACCUCUAAUGACAUCAUUGCAUAACCAACAACAACAACAGCAACAACAAUAUAAAAAUCACCACAAUAUUAUUAAAGAAAAUCUGGAACAUCAGCAACAAAAGAUACCCCUAAUAAGACCGUAUUUAACAAAAUUACGUGAAGAAGAUUUAAAAUUUAUUGAUACAAGUGUUGAAAGUUUAAAUCCAUCACAAAAUAAUUCUGUUUCCGGAAAUUUUAAUAAUAAUAAAUAUUGGGAAAGACGUGAAGGUACUCCAGGUGUUGAGUCGAUACAGCAAGAUAUUAGUGGAGAUGAUAAAGAUAUUGCAAUAAAAAAUGACGAUUCAGCAUAUGAAACGGUUUCUCAUAGUUUAAUAAAUAGCAGCAGUAACAAUGUCUAUCACAUUACAAAUAGUAGUAGUGGUAAAAACGGUGAAAGGUGUGGCGGCAUUACUGAUACAGGUGAACCAAUUCAUAUUGAACCAUCAUCAACAUCUGGUGUUGGGGAAUUGCCAUUAGAUUCACCUGAAAAAAGUCAAAAUAAGCGUCGAUUUAUACGAAAAUCAAUAAAAAAUUCUAUCAAUCGCUUAACAACUAAUAAAUCUGAACGUAAAGCAUCAACAUUUUUGAAUAAUACAUCAGCAGCAUCAAUUUUAUAUCCUGGAAGAAUGAGUCAAAAGGAUCGAAGAUUAUUAAAAAUGAUAUUAGUUAUAUUUUUAUCUUUUGUUAUUUGUUAUUUACCAAUAACGGUUACCAAAAUAUGGAAAGAUGUUACAAAAAUUCAUAUUGUCAAUAUUAUGGGAUAUUUAUUAAUUUAUUUAACAACAUGUAUCAAUCCAAUUAUUUAUGUUGUAAUGUCAUCAGAAUACCGUCAAGCCUAUUGGAAUCUAUUACUUUGUAGGACAAAUAAGCCAGGACGCAAUGGUGGAGUUGGCGGCGCUGCUUGUGUUGGAGGUGGUUGCGCACCUUUGAUGUCAUCAAAGCGUAAAAAUAGUAGUAAACCAAAUAUUAGGUCUAGUCAAAGAACGUGACGCAAUAACAUUUGAAUUAUUUAAUUAAUUAUGUAUGUGAAAAGCGAAUUUAAAUGAUAAAAAUUUGAGAAUUUUUUGAAUAAUUAUCAAUACAAUUGAAAUAUUCUUAAAAUCUGUUUCAAAUCGUAAGCAUUUUUUUUUUAAGUUAAAAUGUUGUUUUACAUUUUAUGCUUAGAAUUUACGAACAUGUCCAAAGAAUGUUGAAGAAUUGAUAUCCAAAGAUGUUUUCAUAUUUAAUAAAGCCAAAUAAAGCAAACCAGUGUUAUAUUGCCUGGAAAUAUGUAAAAUAUAGAAGAAUCACUUAAAUAACCAUUGUAAUCUAUAAUUUGAAACAUUUUUAAUUUAUUACUUAAAAACCAUAUUUUAAAGGCUGAACACUUUUUUUAACACAUAAAUUUAAAAAAAGUUAAAGUAUAAGGUUGUAAAAGUUAAAUUAAAAUUAAUUUUGAUAUCUUAUUUUAUUUUUUCAA
Messenger RNA from Condylostylus longicornis, 2713 nucleotides. Its product is annotated as G-protein coupled receptor moody. Gene Ontology annotation, molecular function: G protein-coupled receptor activity. Gene Ontology annotation, cellular component: membrane. Bases 117 to 2243 code for a protein of 708 amino acids. Gene Ontology annotation, biological process: G protein-coupled receptor signaling pathway. The record is from RefSeq and is a predicted model, not a curated record. NCBI's taxonomy places the organism in Eukaryota, Metazoa, Arthropoda, Insecta, Diptera, Dolichopodidae. The transcript has 5 exons.